Molecule: messenger RNA, 1245 nt
Organism: Neltuma alba
Lineage: Eukaryota; Viridiplantae; Streptophyta; Magnoliopsida; Fabales; Fabaceae
Exons: 9
Coding region: 98-1033 (311 amino acids)
Molecular function (GO): double-stranded RNA binding
Source: RefSeq, a predicted model, not a curated record
GUCGGCCCUGCCCUCGGGCCCCUGCCAGUGGGAACAGAAGCCUCGCUACAUCUCGAAAUUUCUCAACUUCUGAGGGUUUCUGAACAAUAAAUUGCUAAUGCUUUCUGGACAGAAGCUAUGCGGUUGUGACUCGUUGAUUUGUCUCACAUUCUGUCACUUUUCUGCAAUGGCCACCGAUAUAUUGCUUCAGACUCAUUUCCCCUUUCGCCUGCCCAAUACCCGCAAGUUCUCAGUUCUAUCUAUGGCUGUUAAGCGGAGUCCUAAGCGUCUCAAAUAUACGGCUCCUCGCUUUACCAAGGAAGGUGGUUUGCUUUACGUUGAAGCGGACACGUCGGGGUCUGACAGCUGGAAGUUAGAACCCGUGGUUAAUCUUUUAAAUGAAGGAGCUGUUGGAGUCAUUCCCACGGAUACCCUGUAUGCUAUAGUAUGUGAUCUGAGAAGCCACUCAGCCAUUGAGCGUCUCCGUAGAAUCAAGAAGAUAGAAGCUUCAAAGCCUCUUAGCAUCUUGUGCCACUCGCUUCGGGACAUAGACAAGUAUACUAUUGGAUUUCCACGUGGCGAUGGUCAAGGUCAUACAAAUAUAUUCAAAGCUGUUAAGCCUUACUUACCUGGUCCAUAUACUUUCAUCCUAAUAGCAAGUAAAGAAUUGCCUAAACAAUGCAUAAGAUAUGGCACUACUGCUGCCAAAUAUGCAUCAAGGAAAAACGUGGGUGUCCGUAUGCCUGAUGAUGCAAUUUGUCAGACAAUACUGGAGAAGAUGGAUGCACCCUUAAUAUGUACAAGCAUCAAGUUCCGAAAUGAAGAUGCGUGGAUGGUUGAUCCUGUUAUGAUUGCUGAUACAUAUGGACCCGAGGGUCUUGAUUUUGUUGUUGAUGGCGGUGUGAGAGUUGCUGAGCCAUCCACUGUGGUUGAUAUGACUAAAGCUCCUCCGACAGUCAUACGACAAGGAAAGGGACCUAUUUUACCUUGGAUGGAGUUGCAAGAUGAUCAGAAAACUGAGGGAGAUGAAGACCUCAUCCCUUCCGCCAUUUGAAAUUCAGUCAUGCAUCUUGGUUGAAUUUCAACUUUCAAAAAACUCUUGUUCAGCUUUCCCCAAUUUUCCCUGUAAAUUUCAACUUCACAUCUUUUUAUUGGUUCAAACAAACAGGAAGAGAUGGAAAUGGAUGUAACACGGACAAGACAAGAUUCAUAUUAUAUGAAGUAGUUAGAUAUUUCAUGUAAGUAGGGGUCAUGUGUUGAAGCUCA